AUGAUAUCGAACGAUUCAUUUAUCAGUGAUGACGAGGAGGAGUAUUGUCCAUUAUGUGUCGAGGAAAUGGAUAUCUCCGACAAAAACUUUAAACCUUGUCCCUGUGGAUACCAGAUUUGUCAGUUUUGCUACAACAACAUCAAACAAAAUCCUGAAUUGAACGGCAGGUGUCCCGGGUGCCGGAGAUUGUACGAUGACGAAAGUGUCGAAUACAAAACAGUUAGUCCCGAAGAGUACAAGGUACUACAAUCAAAGAAGGAAAAACGCGAUCGCGAAAAGAAACAACGUGAAAAGGAGAAAAAGGAGUUGGACAUUGCUAGCAAAAAACAUUUAUCUGGUUUAAGAGUAGUGCAGAAGAAUUUGGUGUAUGUAACAGGAUUAAAUCCACCAUGCAAUCCAGAAGAGUUACAUGCAGUUUUACGAUCAGAUAAGUAUUUUGGACAAUAUGGUAAAAUUUCUAAAAUAGUAAUCAACAAAAAGAACCCUAAUCCCCUGAAUUCCGGACUUUCUUCACAUCAUAAUAAUAAUAACAACAACAACAACAACAAUAACAAUCAAAAUCCAGGACUUGUUGUUUACGUGACUUUUGCCAGGAAGGAAGAUGCAUUGAAUUGUAUUACAGAAUUAGAUGGAUCACUAUGUGACGGAAGAGUGUUGAGAGCUGCACACGGUACAACCAAAUACUGCUCAUCAUAUUUGCGUGGCCAUCCUUGUCCCAAUCCAAAUUGUAUGUUCUUGCAUGAACCAGGUGAAGAAGCAGACUCAUUUACAAGAAAGGAUCUUUCAACGCAACAGGGUAUCAAGAUGGGAAUGACAUCAAGACCGCAUACAACUUCAUUUGGCGAAGAAUCGUAUAUCUCACACCAUCAACUCAAUCAAAUAACCGAUGAUGAUCCCCAUCAAUCACAACAACAACUGCUGCAGCAACUGCAGCAACUGCAGCAACUGCAGCAACAGCAACAGCAGCAGCAGCAGCAACAGCAACAGCAGCAGCAGCAGCAACAGCAACAGCAACCGCAAAACCAAUUGGCAGCAGCAGCAGCAACAACAACUCAAAGUCAUUACGAAUCUGCGAGAGAGCAUUUGCCAGCUACAGCACAUUGGGCUAAUGUCGCAGGCACUGCAUCUGCAACCAAUUCUCCAACAGUCAAUAACAAUAUCCCAUUGGCCAAUUCCGCGGCAUUUCCAACCUUGGGCGAAAUAGCUCGUGAUCAUAAACAACAACAGAGAAAAGAAACAAAGUCUAGGGCCACUGGCACAAAGGGCUCCAAGGCUAACAACAACUCUAAUAACAACACCAGCACCGGCGCUACCAUCAUUACGCCUGAUGAUAUGGAUGUAGAUGACACUUCUGUAUUACAGUUUAUUGAACAGCUUGGCGAACAGUUGAAGAGUUUGGAUGAUAUCAAGUCUGUUAAAUUCAAAAAAUUGAGUACAAGUAAUAAAAUUCCGUUGUUUGCAUUUAAAGGUGAUUUUGGUAACGAUACAAAGUCCGAGGAUGAAAAAGUUAUUGCACGUCAAGUUAUAGAGAGGUUUUUAUUGAGACCUAUUAAGAAUUAUCAUUUAGCAUAUCAAAACCAUCCAAUAAUGCAGCAACAAGCCUUGUUGCAGCGCCAACAACAACAACAACAACAACAACAUCAAACGCCAAUUGUGGCAAUGGCGCAAAUGGUUCAAAAAUCAGAAGAGCAGCAAAAGCAAGCUCAGCAACAAUUAUUGUUGCUCCAAUUGCAACAGCAACAACAACAACAACAACAACAACAACAACAACAGCCCCAAAUAAACAUGAUUAAAUCCAGCAAUAGAAUUAACACGUCGACUCCACCACCACCAGGACUUUUCACUGGUAAAGUUCCUGGCAUUUCCAAUGAAGGACCUUUAGCAUCUUCUGGUCCCCUCAACCCACAAUCUUCAAGCUCUCAACUACUCACACAAUUAAUGAGUGGUAAAAAGUGA
Molecule: messenger RNA, 1956 nt
Organism: Lodderomyces oxycetoniae
Lineage: Eukaryota; Fungi; Ascomycota; Pichiomycetes; Serinales; Debaryomycetaceae
Gene: NOT4
Product: CCR4-NOT core ubiquitin-protein ligase subunit
Exons: 2
Coding region: 1-1956 (651 amino acids)
Biological process (GO): protein ubiquitination
Cellular component (GO): CCR4-NOT complex
Molecular function (GO): ubiquitin-protein transferase activity; RNA binding; metal ion binding
Source: RefSeq, a predicted model, not a curated record